Molecule: messenger RNA, 4843 nt
Organism: Apis cerana (Asiatic honeybee)
Lineage: Eukaryota; Metazoa; Arthropoda; Insecta; Hymenoptera; Apidae
Gene: Rgl
Product: Ral guanine nucleotide dissociation stimulator-like
Biological process (GO): Ras protein signal transduction
Cellular component (GO): plasma membrane
Molecular function (GO): guanyl-nucleotide exchange factor activity
Source: RefSeq, a predicted model, not a curated record
UCCGGUAAUAUUCACAUAACGUUAUGCAAAAAUAUUCUUUCUACAUUUAAUAUACUUGUUCUUAUUUAUUGCGAUAAUAUGCGAUUAAAAGACACUAACGUGUAUUUAUUAUUAUUCAUAUGAACGAAGAGAGAAGUCUUACAAAAUAUUAGAAGUUAGUAUUAGUAAAAUAUCUACGUAAAUUUUAAUACGUUUUUAUAACGAAAAUUUAAAUAACCCGGUAAAAUAAUUCAAAUUAUGUAUCUGAAAUUGUAGAUGCGCGCGCACGUUUAGUUUCAAUAUGGCGUCCAUAGCGGGAAUCCUGUACGUGUCGCGGUUGUGUUUUUUCUCGUUAUUUUUCGAAAUAUAAAUCAUAUUCGAAAGCGCGAGUGCACAAACGAUCAGUUUUUAAAAUGAUAAUUCAUGUGAUAUUCUACGUGGCAAACUAAUUUGAUUCUAAAUGACUCGUUUCUUCUUCCUGUUCGUAUGCCGCGAGGAGUGGGGACGACGCGAUGGAAGGGAAAGCACUAGUAGUUCUCGAGUUGAGUGCCUCUGGAAGUAAGCGCUUGCCCGUGAGCCUGUACGGUAGUUCGAUUGGUGCGGUAAAUUUAUUAUUCGACUCUUUUUCUUCUUGUUCGAUCGUUGAAACGCGAAAAUAAGAGAUCGAGUUAGAUUCGAUGUAUGAUGCGAGAUUCACGUUCAUGGCGUAGUUCAAAAAUUCGCGACGCUUUCGUGAGAACGGUUAACACGACGGCGUGCUAGUGUCGUUGACGUUUCGUGUGUCAGUGUCCUCUCUCUUCGUUUCUCUCUCUUACGCUUGCCCUUUCUCGAUUCGGUCUUUUUCUAUCUCGUCCCUUCUAUAUACGUUAACCAUUGUAUCACAAGUCGCGUCGUUGCUGCAAUGUCAGAUGACAGGUGUGAGGCGCUAUCAUUAGUGUAUAUUAACGAGUCUUUCGAGUGUCCUGCGAAUUUAGGAUAUGCUGCAAAAUGACGAGUGCAAGGUUGUUCUACCGGAAGGGCGGCGAAGAGGACCGAAGACGACGACCACGACGACGAUCUCGAAUUCCCUCGCGCUAGCGGUGGGCUAUGAGCGCUGACAAUGGGGACGACUCCUUGCCCACGUGGCGUUUAUGGGGCGAGGAAAGGGGCGAUGGCGUCAUAUACACGGUGUACCUGAAGAAGGUCCGAUAUCACAGGCCGACCAGGAGCCUCUCCGCAUCGGACUCGGACGACGAGAUCUCGCAUUUGGAAUGGGAGACGGUGAGGGUGCGUUUCCUGAAAGCCGGCACGGUGCAGCGGCUGGUGGAAAGUCUGGCGAACGACGACGGGGAACUCGAGUCGACGUAUAUCAAUGUCUUCUUGGCGACGUAUCGAGCGUUCACCACGCCGCGGGAAGUGCUGGAGCUGUUGUUGUCGAGGUACGACGCCCUCGAUGAAGGAUCCGGCGCCCUGACAGGUGAACAACAUCGAAAGACUCUGGUUCAGGCGCUUCACGUAUGGUUGGACGCCUAUCCUGGCGACUGGAAGUCGCCGCCGAACCACCCCUUGCUCAGCCGAGUCCUCGACUUCACGCAUCGACGACUUCCUGGCUCGGAACUCGAGCUCAAGGCAAGGCAUCGUUUGCACAGGUUUCAGCGUGAAGAUCAAAUAGAUUCGUGCAUAGUGUACGACAAUGGUCGAUUAGCGCGUGGUUCCCCGGAUCCAAUCGUGGAUCACUGGGCGAGCUACAACUUCCCCGAGGUUCCGCACCGACAUUUCGCCGAGCAGCUGACCAGAAUGGACGCCGAAGUGUUCAAGAAGCUCGUGGCCCACCAGUGCUUGGGCGCGGUCUGGUCGAGAAGGGAUCGUUCGAGGAGCCAUGACGCGGCCACCGUGCUGGCCACCGUGAAUCAAUUCAACGCAGUUUCCCUUCGAGUUAUAUCCACGAUACUGAUGGACUCGUCGACCAAGGCUCAAGAACGCGCGAGGAUCCUCGAGACGUGGAUCGACAUCGCGCAAGAGUUGCGGGUGUUGAAGAAUUUCAGUAGCCUGAAGGCUAUCGUGUCCGGGCUGCAGAGCAACCCUGUCUACAGGUUGGAGAAGUGUUGGCAGUGUAUGCCCAGGGAGAAGCACGAGCUGUUCAGAGAGUUGGAGAGAAUUUUCUCGGAGGAGAACAACGCGUGGACCCAACGAGAGCUUUUGAUCAAAGAGGGCACUGCCAAGUUCGCGGACACGGCGGGCAGGAGCGACAGGCACCUGCAAAAGUUGUUUCAAAAACAAAAUACUCACGCGGGCAAUAUCAGCUACGGGACGAUACCGUAUCUAGGCACGUUCCUAACGGAUCUCACUAUGAUAGACACCGCGAUACCAGAUACGAUAGCGGAGGGUUUGAUCAACUUCGACAAAAGGCGGAAAGAAUUCGAGGUCCUCGCCAGGAUAAGAUUGCUUCAAGGUGCCGCGAAUGCGUACAAUUUCAGCACGGAUCCGUUGUUCGAUCGUUGGUUCCACUCGGUGGUUGUGCUCGACGAUCGCGAAGCGUAUAAACUGAGUUGUCAGAUCGAGCCGCCGCCACCUGGAAACACUUUGAGCAAUCGUGGAAAGAAGAAGCAGGUCAGCAUGCUCUCCCUCGUCUCGUUAAUACGAACUCGUUCCCGAUCACCCGUUUCCCGCGAGAAGACUGAGCCCAGACUUAUCUUGCAGAGUCAUCAGGGUCAUCGCAAGAACGACUCGAUAGCCUCGACGUCGAGUUCGAGCAGCUCCCAGUUCUAUUGCGAUCUGGAUUCUCUGCCGAGCUCGCCCCACAACUCUCUCGAUCGGCGCACCUCGCCCUCCCAGAUGUCCAGCUCUUCGUCCAGCUCGUCCUUGCCAUCGUUGGACGUGUCGUUGAGCUCCGGAGGAGGGAGCGGAGCGACGAGUCAACAGAACCGGUUAGCACCGCCGACUGCCAUCACCGCCAACGGGAACAGCCCCCACGUCGUUGGCCUGUCCAGCCCGAGUCACUCGCACAAGAGUUCGCCGGAUUUUUACAUCAUAAAAGUGACGAUGGAGAGCGACAACGUCGAGACCGAGGGUGUGGUGCUGUACAAAUCCAUCAUGCUCUCGAAUAACGAGAGGACGCCGCAAGUGAUACGGAACGCUAUGCUUAAGUUGGGAAUCGAGGGGAGCCCGGACCAGUACACGCUGGCCCAGGUUUUACCCGAUCGUGAAAUGCUUUUGCCAAAUUCGGCCAACGUUUAUUACGCCGUGAACACCGCACACAAUCUCAACUUCAUUCUACGACCUAGAAGAGAGCCUAACGACAGCGCCACGGAAAGUCCUAAGAGCAAGACGAGUCACAAGCGGUAGUGUCGAAUGUUGAGAGGUUAGGAUUGUAUUUCAUAAUUGAUAUUGGAUUCGUAAUUAAUAAUAUUUCAUCGUGUUGCGUCGAAGCGAUGUCAGCCUCGAUUAUUUACUCGUGAUUUAUUUAUUCUUCUCUGCGCUCUUCUCUUCCCGCGGGAGAACGUCUCGAGUCGAGAAUCAAGAAAGAGUCUCGUUAGGUUUGCGAUGAUGCAUUUUUUCUUUCUUUUUUUUUUUUUUUUUACGUUUUAUCCAUGACAGUUCGUUAACAAUGCCCGCGAUAUCGCGAUACUUUUUAUUUUAUUUUUUUUCUUACGUGGUAAUUAGAAACAACUCGUUAACAGCGAAUUGGACACCGUGUUGUCGAUAGUUGUCUUUUCCAUAAAUUUUUAUUUCCGAGUCUCAUCGUCACUCGUUCGUCCCAUACGUUUGCGUCGACGUUACCCGCCCGCACGGUACUCGAAUAUUAGCGUUAUUUGCGCGGUUCACGAAUCAAUGUAGUUUUUAGGUACCUAUAUUUAGCGUGAAUCUCAUUUAGCUCUGUUUAUCCGCGCGCACGCGAACAAAGACGAAAGAAGUAGCUUGCGAUUGUGCGCGAUUCGUACGUAGCGAUUGUAGUCACGUGUAAUUUAUACAAGAGAUCCUUGCGGAUUAUAUAUAUAUAUAUACAAGAGAUUAUACGGCGUAUAAAAUUGUGACGACGAUGUAACGAAUAUCCGCGAGAGAGGAACAUUGUGAUUUUGUACAUAAUUUUAGUUUCGUAGUGUGGCUUCGAACGUAGUCGAUCGGCCGUAAGAAUCAAGUGGACCCAAUGAAACAAUUGUCAAUUAUUAAUUUUUUCUGCAUCGCGAUUGGAAGAAAAGAAAAAAGAGAAAAAAAAAAGGAAAAAAAAAACAGAAAAAAAGAGAAAAAUGAAAGAAAGAAGGAGAAAAGGGAAAAGAAAAUAAGUCUAAAAUUGUUGAAACAAAUUCCAUUCGUCCAUACCGUGAUGAUUCAUUUCUCUUGCCCCGCGAUGACGCGAGGAACGGAAAAAAAAGAAAUUAAAUUCUGUGAUAUUGGAAUCUCACCUCGGCUUUGGAAAUUAAUAUCAUUCGAAGUAAAUGGGAGAUCGAGUGUAUCGCAUAUACGAAUUCAAUGCGAACGAUGAAAAAAUCGUAUACUCGUUUCCUCGAUAUCGAAAGCACAUUAGAGCGUGUGUGAACGUACUUUGAUAUAUUUUUUACAGAAAAGAAAAAAAAAACCUGCAUGCAUUUCGUAAUAGGAGACAAGAGAGACAAGUACAAGAAAAAGAAGAACAUCGUAACAAGAAGAGGCAAGAUUCAAGCGUAUCGACUAUUGGCAAAUGAAUAAUAUCGUCGAAAAUGUGUUCCAUCAUUUAGCUUAGGCAAUUUUGUACUUACCUCUUAUCGAUCCUAAUUUCCAAGGAACCGGUCUCUAACUCUGAAGCUAUAUCUGUUCGUGUACGCGUCAAUUCUUUAUUCCGAAAUUCGCGCAAAUUAUGUGUAACGCGACUCGAUAAAAGUGAGAAUAGAUGGGCCUACAAAUUUUA